CUGUCGAGUUUACGCUGCAGACUGUGAGCUCAGGAGGCGUGUCACCGACUGCUGAAUGAUACCUGGGUUUCGCCCCGAGGCCACUUAUAAACCCAGCACACCUUUGCUAUCGGCUGAUUGGCCCACGUGAUGCGUCUUCUAAGUGCUUUUAAUAGCACCUUUCACCUCGGAUGAGCCACAGUGAACCGAGGACGUGUACGUGGAGCUUUGUGACAUGGGGAGAGUCUGAGAACUGACAGUCUGCACAGCCUUCUGUAAAGCUUACUCAACAUCACUGAGACACUGAGCGAGUAACCAUGAGUUUGUCCGGCACCAGCACUGAGUCGGAGUUUUCCGAGGACGAGCAGGAGGGCUGUGCAUCAGGCUUGGAGGUUUCAGACAGUCCCAGUGAAGAUCCUUUGAAUAAACUGUCAGCUGCCUCAGAAAGUGAUCUCACGGAGGUCAGCGUUGCUAAGAAGCGAAGGCGGCCGGCUCGUUCCAAAGCCCGCAGGGUUGCUGCGAAUGUCCGAGAACGCAAGCGCAUCCUGGACUACAACCAAGCCUUCAAUGCAUUACGCGUGGUGCUCAAACACGACCUCAAUGGCAAACGUCUGUCUAAGAUAGCAACUCUGCGCCGGGCCAUCCAUCGCAUCUCAGCGCUGUCUGCGCUCUUACAGUCAAACUCACAAGACGAACCGGACACACCAUCAUGCAUCCAUCCUGAGUGCCACGUGAGGCUGGAUGACACCCGACGUGAGGAACCGUCGGAGAACUGGGCAGACCCCCAGCACCAAGCAGAGCUCCACAGAACCCCUCAGCAUGCUACACUGUUAUCUGGAGCUCUCGGAUCACCGUCUCCUCCUUACAGCAACUUCUCUCCUGCAAACAUUUACUCCGCAGAGGGUCUGAACUAUCCCUGCUAUAGCCAAGACCCUGAAUUUCAGUUCGGCUUUAAGCGCAUGGAAGUGUUUUCAGAUGCUCCGGCCACGCCUUUCCCCUGGCAGUGGCAGUGCUCGGGAUUCCAGCAGUCUCUAAGUAUGCACUGAUAACCUGGGACACACUACACACACUGACUGUGCACUUAUUACAUGAAUUCUUUUGUAUUAGUUUGUGUUUGUGGAGAACUAAUUGAGUAUCGAGGAAUAAAAUGUACUGUAUAUUACA
Molecule: messenger RNA, 1143 nt
Organism: Pangasianodon hypophthalmus (striped catfish)
Lineage: Eukaryota; Metazoa; Chordata; Actinopteri; Siluriformes; Pangasiidae
Product: class A basic helix-loop-helix protein 9
Exons: 1
Coding region: 297-1025 (242 amino acids)
Biological process (GO): developmental process; regulation of transcription by RNA polymerase II
Molecular function (GO): protein dimerization activity; DNA-binding transcription factor activity, RNA polymerase II-specific; RNA polymerase II transcription regulatory region sequence-specific DNA binding
Source: RefSeq, a predicted model, not a curated record